AUGUUCUCUCUUUUUCUGGCCCUGGUUGGCCUUCUUCCUAUCAUCGUGGCCUCCCCGCUCCCUGCCGAAUACCGAAGAACAAUGGCAUCCGACGAAAAUCAUGGAAACCGACUGGUUUUCUGUCAUUUUAUGAUGGGAAUCGUUAGCAACCGCCAAAAUGCUAGCGAUUAUGACGACGAUAUGAAACGUGCAAAAGAUGCAGGCAUCGAUGCAUUUGCAUUAAACAUCGGCACCGAUCCGUAUACUGAUACUCAGCUGGCCUUGGCGUAUCAGUCUGCUGCGGACAAUGACAUGAAAGUGUUCAUCUCUUUUGACUUCAAUUGGUGGCAAGCCAGUGAGGCUACCUCUGUCGGCGUAAAAGUCGCAGAAUUUGCCCAUCAUCCUGCCCAGCUCAUGGUCGAUGGCAGGGUCUUUGUUUCUUCCUUCUCGGGUGACGGUGUCGAUGUAAACGAGAUGAAGGCAGCUGCUGGCAGUGAUGUCUAUUUCGCCCCCAACUAUCAUCCCGGUCAAGGUGAUUUCGGUGAUGUUGAUGCUGCUCUCAACUGGAUGGGUUGGAGCAGUGAUGGGCGUAACAAAGCUCCGACUGCCGAAACAAACAUCACCGUUGCCGAUGGCGAUAAUGCUUAUAACGAAGCUCUUGACGGGAAGCCUCUUAUUGCGCCUGUCUCCCCUUGGUUUUCGACACAUUACGGCACCGAGGUCUCCUACAGCAAAAACUGGGUUUUCCCUUCUGACCUCCUCUGGUACAAUCGGUGGAGAGAGAUUCUGGAGACAGGUCCUCGCUUCGUGGAGAUCGUCACCUGGAACGAUUACGGCGAGUCGCACUACAUCGGUCCGCUCUCAUCGCCCCAUACAGAUGACGGUGCCUCUAAAUGGGUGAUGGAUAUGCCACACAAUGGUUGGCUUGAUAUGGCUAAACCAUUCAUCGCUGCCUACAAGGCAGGCUCGGAAUUCCCGAUCGACUUCCUCGAGGAAGAGAAGCUAGUCUACUGGUACCGACCGACUCCCAAGGAGGCCGACUGCGACGCAACCGAUACUACAAUGCAAGGAGACCCUGACAACUCCAGCGGCAACUUCUUCCGCGGCCGACCGAACGGUUCCGACACCAUGACUGACGAGGUGUUCAUUGUCACCAUGCUGAAGGAGCCCGCGACUGUGGAGGUCCAAUCUGGUGACAAGAUCGAGACAUUCGAGGCCGAUGCAGGCGUAUGGUCGCAUUCGGUUCCCAUGGGCGUCGGGGCGCAGAGCUUCAAGGUCACCCGUGACGACGAGCCCGUCGAGUCUCUGUGUGGAACUAGCUUGAGGGAUAUCACUGACACUUGCCCUUGUGGCAUCUAUAACUUCAAUGCCUAUGUUGGCACUUUGCCAGCGGAAGAUUUCAUUGAUGAGUUGCAGCCGGCUGGCUUGUCUAUGCUGACUGAAGGAUUGCAGGUCGAGUGUGCUAUUAACACUCUUAGCAGUGCUUGUGCUUAG
This is a messenger RNA of Penicillium salamii, 1473 nucleotides long. The record is from the annotation of a GenBank genome assembly. Lineage: Eukaryota; Fungi; Ascomycota; Eurotiomycetes; Eurotiales; Aspergillaceae.